GUCUAGAAGCAGUGAAGCUUCUAUUUUCUAAUCCUAUCCAUCAAUACUAAUACUAUCAAGUAUCAACCAUCACAACUGUUUAGUUAGUUUCAAAAGAAUGGAAGUGGCGAUGUCACUGAACGCGCUCGUACGGCUUCCUCCGUCGAGUUCAGCUUCAAGGCUCAACCUCCACGACGAAGCUUCAGCUUCACCAAUUAGGCACUCUCUUUUUACUUCCCGAAAUACCCCCAAGCCUCCUCAACGACGCAGCGCAUUCUUCGUUGUUGAAGCCAAGGGUAAAAAGGGAAUGAUGGCUCGCCAGUAUCAGCGAACCCCUCCUCCUCCCUUGCCCAAGCUCGAGGACGAUGGAAACCCCAAAUUCGUUAUCUUCAUUCGCAUGGCUGACCUGUACAUAUGGUACCCUCUCAGCAUAGUAACGGGUGGCACCACUGCCAAAAUCAUGGUUGCAGCAAAGGAUAAUUUUCUUGGCAAGUAUAUAUACAAAGAUACACUUGAUAGAAAUCUUGCAGCAGUUAUUUACAAAGAUGAGAAGGAGAUACAGAAAACUGCAUUCAAGCAGCAUGCUGUGCUGCGGGACGCCACUGAUUUCAGAUACGGCUACAAACUUGUUGAGAAUAACAAUAUAAGAGCUGCACUUUCUACGUCGGAUGUUGUUGAGCUUCCAACACCGGAUAAGCUAAAAACCGUACUUGAUAAAGUGAAAGACUUCUUUGGAGAUGCAAAGGAGUCCUUUGGUACCCAAAGGGGAAAUAGAGUAUAUUUUAUACCAUGCUCAAUGAAGGGGAUCCUUGGAGCAACGACUGAGUUGUCUCCGUGUGACUUCAAGAUCACGGGUUCAAACCGUGGAAUCGGCCACUGA
Arachis duranensis is the source of this 859-nucleotide messenger RNA. RefSeq names its product protein HHL1, chloroplastic. The coding region runs from base 98 to 859 and encodes 253 amino acids. The transcript is spliced from 5 exons. Lineage: Eukaryota; Viridiplantae; Streptophyta; Magnoliopsida; Fabales; Fabaceae. The record is from RefSeq and is a predicted model, not a curated record.